AUGGAAAAGACAGUGAUCUCCAGCAAUCAAAGCAGGCUGGAGUUUCCCAAAUCCACGACAGAAGCCACAGCGACAUUCUCUGUUCUUGCCGACAGCUUCAUAGCUCGUGAUAUCAAGUUUGUCAACACCGCUGGACCAGAGAAGUUCCAAGCCAUUGCGUUCCACUCCAAAUCCAACCAAUCAGCCUUGUUUCGAUGUGCUUUUCACGGCUACAAGGAUACUCUCUACGCCCACGCAGGGGAAAAGCUUUACAGAGAAUGUGACAUAGUAGGGACGGUGGAUUUUAUCUUCGGGAACACCGCGGCAGUGUUUGAGAUGUGCUCCAUCCGUGCAAGAAGACCUCUCAUGCAACAGGUAGUGACGGUUACAGCUCAGGGGGCGGAUAACCAGGAGAAAUCUGGCUUCUCCAUCAUAAGGAGCAAGAUCUUGCGGUUCGAAGACGAAGAGUUCACGGCUGUUGCCUACUUAGGUCGUCCUUGGAAGAGCCACGCCACAGUGGUGGUUAUGGAAACCGAGCUUGGGGACUUGAUAGACCCUAAAGGGUGGGUUGCAUGGAAGCAGGGCCGUCUCAAACUUUAUACCGGCCCUCUCUCCAACGGGUUCUUGUUUCUCCAAACAAACCCUCCGGAGAUGCAACGGUUCAAUGCCGAGCAACAGUCACAUGCUUUACUCGGGACAGACCAACGUCACCACGGUCACUCUUCCCAACGUCUCCUGGAGAUCAAGCCGACACCGGCUCUGUUUCUCGAUAUCUCAGCAAAACUUGCUCGGCAUCCAUCCCUCGGGGAUCAAGGUGUCCAACCUUCGCUCCUUGUCUCAGUUAAAACCAAGCUUUCCCGAACAGCAGCUUAG
Molecule: messenger RNA, 852 nt
Organism: Raphanus sativus (radish)
Lineage: Eukaryota; Viridiplantae; Streptophyta; Magnoliopsida; Brassicales; Brassicaceae
Product: probable pectinesterase/pectinesterase inhibitor 40
Exons: 3
Coding region: 1-852 (283 amino acids)
Biological process (GO): cell wall modification
Molecular function (GO): pectinesterase activity; pectinesterase inhibitor activity
Source: RefSeq, a predicted model, not a curated record